Molecule: messenger RNA, 1796 nt
Organism: Sceloporus undulatus (fence lizard)
Lineage: Eukaryota; Metazoa; Chordata; Lepidosauria; Squamata; Phrynosomatidae
Product: interferon beta-like
Exons: 3
Coding region: 449-1360 (303 amino acids)
Biological process (GO): T cell activation involved in immune response; natural killer cell activation involved in immune response; humoral immune response
Cellular component (GO): extracellular region
Molecular function (GO): cytokine activity; type I interferon receptor binding
Source: RefSeq, a predicted model, not a curated record
UAACCCUCUCAGUCGCAUGGAGAGUGUCUUCCAGUAUCAAUGUUACUGGCUUGGGAAUGAGAAGAAAGAUCAACUAGAAAGAUCAACUAGAACAUUCCUAUUACCUCAGAAACAAAACCAUCCCACUACCAAAGAGUCAAGUGAGUUAUAUGCAUAUUUGAACCAACCAUUUGUGCUUCAUUGCUGGAACCCUUGAAGAGCAGUUCGACUUGUUCAACCUGGAUCAGGCAAUGACUAAUGUCCCUGUUUAAUUUCAGCUACAGAUUAAAAUAUUCCAAUGGUUUAUCAUUUUUAUUGGAUCAAACCAAUCUGAAAAGACCAGUGCAGAGAGGCAAGGGAAUCUGAUUACCACUAUCUUAAGGUUGGUUCACCGAAUAGCAUUUUAUCUGAGAAAAGUGAAAGUAAAACUGGACUCAAAACUGGAGGGAGAAAAUUUUCCAGUUCCUGAAUGGUGAAAAGGAAAGACAUGGUUCAAAGAUGCAACCAACACCAAGGGAUCUGCCCCAAGAAUCCACCUUCCAGGUUCUGCACUGCGGCAAAUAUCUAUAUUCCUUCCAUCGCUGUCAUGAUCACAAAGAGUUGCCUUCUGCACUUCUGCCUCAUGAUGUUCUUCUUCAUUGAAAUUUUGUCUGAGGGCUGCGGUGAUCUUCACAACAAACUACAAGAAGCCAAUAAGGCGAACUUGGAACUUCUGAACACUAAAAUGGGAUCAACCAUUCCCUUACAAUGUGUAGAUGAUGUGAUCAACUUCUCAUCCAAUCCCAAUGAAGAGAAUCUCCCAAGCAUUUAUGAAUUCGAGGAACAGAAUGCCACAGUGGCCAUAGAUGAAAUCCUCCAACAGAUACUUUACCUCUUCAAUCAAAACCAUUCCAAAUUGUCCUGGGAUGAGAACUCCAUUACCAUUUUCAAGGUUGGAGUGGAGCAGGAAAUUGGGAAGUUGACACCAUGCUUGAAUGAAAGGAUGGAUGAGCUGAGAGGGAAAGUGAAAAGAUACUUUGAACGAGUCAAUGACCUCCUGAAAAAUAAGGACUACAGCCUGUGUGCCUGGGAGAUCGUCCAGAUGGAAGUCAGACAGUGCUUGAUAGUGAUUGAUCAACUCAUCACAAGGCUCCCAAAGGAAGCUCCUGUUAUAGUAGUGGAGGUGAAUGAGAAAGAUGAAGAUACAGAUACAAAUACAGAUACAGAUACAGAUACAGAUACAGAAGAAAAGAAAGAACCUGAGACCCCAGGACCAUGUACUCCACAAGGAAACUCAAAUGCAGAGCCCAAACAGGAUACACAGCCGGCGAUAAAUUUGCCUGCAGUCAUAGAUACUGUGCUCGAAGCACAACGGCAACAGCUGAAUGAUGUAGCAACUUGAAAGCAGCAACCCCAUCAUUCAGCUUUCACUGGGGUUCUUCCCGUGACACAGUUCUCAAAAGCAAAGCAAAUGCUUUCUAUUUCACCUGUUACUAAAUUGUUUCACUAAGUUUAAAAUACUGUAGUCAAAUUCAGAAAUAUGCAGUGCUACACUGAAGCCCUCGACAGAAAAUUCAAGACCAAAAGGAAUAAAAUGAAAUAAAAUAUAUUGAAGAAAGACGAAAGAUACGAUCAAGCCUGAAGAUUCUCUUUUAAUAUUUUUUGCAAAACCUCUUGAGGUUUAUGCUGAAUCCCAAAUUUGCACUGAAUAUUGCCAGCAUGGUCACUCCCUCAGAGUUGUCAGCUGUGAGGCUGCAACCAUUUAAGCCUCCAAAACAGAAUAUAAUUGAUUCCAAGGGCCUAUGUCUGUCAAAAGGGCUAUAAGCUCUAUUCAUAUU